UAGACUAUCGCGUUGUACCAAACAGCGCCGCAUUUUCCGGUCAUAUUUCUGUGAAAUAUCUGUUCCAAAAUCUUUGAAUUCACAAUGUCACUGGCAACAAUGACUAUAAGAGAGAAGGAUCAGAUGUAUAGACUGAUAAUUAGUCAACUUCUUCACGAUGGUUACCAUGAGGUUGCACAGCAGCUGAGUAAGAUUGUCUGUGUCGUUCCUGAUUGCCCACCAUCAGAUCGUCUUCAGAAAGUGGUACAACUAGGUCUCAGAGCAGAACCAGACAGACAUGCACCUAUAUCAAUAUCAGACACAGUUGCUCCAGCCACAUCUAUUGAUCUGGACUUUGAUACAGAAGUACAAAGUCAAGCACCUGAAGCAGCCCAGUACGAGACUUGUUAUGUCACUGCUCACAAGGGUCCCUGUCGUGUAGCAGCAUGGAGCAAGGACGGUCAGCUGAUUGCCACAGGAUCAAGUGAUGCUUCAAUCAAGAUCCUGGAUGUGGAGCGUAUGUUAGCCAAGAGUGCUGCUUCUGCCCCUACCACAGACACAGUGGAAAGCCAUCCUGUUAUCAGAACCCUCUAUGAUCAUGUCGAUGACAUCACGGCUCUUGACUUUCACCCAUCCUGGCCUAUCCUGGUGUCAGGAGGUAAAGACUGCACCGUCAAGCUUUUUGAUUUCUCAAAGUCUACCGUCAAGAAGUCAGCCAAGUCUAUCCAGGAGGUCUCUCCCAUCAGAUUUACUACAUUCCAUCCGUGUGGAGACUUCUUACUGGUCGCAACUGAACACCCAACACUGAGACUUUAUGAUGUGAAUACUGCUCAAUGCUUUGUGUCUUGCCAUCCCAAUGACCAACAUAAAGGCAUGCUCAAUAUGAUGGAGUACAGUCCGCUUGGCAAUAUGUAUGCCUCCUGUAGUAAUGAUGGAGCUAUCAAACUCUGGGAUGGUGUGAGUAACAGGUGUAUCAAUACACUCAAAGACGCCCAUGGGGGGAGCCCUGUCUGCUCAGUUAGAUUCUCAAGAAAUGGAAAGUAUGUUCUAUCCAGUGGAAAGGACUCGCUGGUGAAACUUUGGGAGAUCGGUACCAGUCGAACACUCAUUACGUAUACAGGAGCAGGGUCUGAACAUAUGAAGACUACAACGCAGGCUGUCUUUAAUCAUACAGAGGAUUAUGUAUUCUUCCCUGAUGAGAAGACCUUGAGUUUAUGUUGCUGGGAUUCCAGAAACGCAGAGAGGAACAAGCUGCUAUCUCUAGGUCACAACAAUGUAGUAAGUUGUAUCAUCCAUUCACCUACUGGACCAGGCUUUGUGACGUGUAGCGAUGAUUUCAGAGCUAGAUUCUGGUACCAUCGAACAGACGCUAACUAAACACCAGGGCAUCACUUCACAUAACCAGCCCUAGUCAGUGGUAGAGCAGCGGUGCCGUAACCAGGAAAACCCGGGUUAGAAACCAAGGCAUCAAUCCUUAUUACCAAGUCCCUCAGAGAGGACUUAAAGCUCUUGGUCUCCUGAAUUCGUACUUGCUUUAAUACAAACAUGCAGAUGAUUUCUUAGGAGUCAGGUAAAAUAUACCAUGAAACCAUGAAGGUCUAUGUGUGUAGACAUCUGUUGAAACGCAUUAUAGGAUUAAUGCACACUUCUAUUGAAUGUCCAUGAACAUAGGACGAUUUAAAAAAAAUGUCCUCUGUUGUCUUUGUCUUUGUCAAUUUAUUACAAUCUUGUGUAUAUGAUGUUGUGUGUAAAAUGUUGAUAAACAGCUGCAUUCCUGAGCCCUGUCUUAUAAAAAGUUGCAUUUGAUCCAUAUUGAUUGAAAAUCCUCCUAAUCAAUCCCAAACUUAAAAAACCCUUUAGUCCAUAGAUCCCAUUGACAUGAAUAUGAGAUCAGUUUAAAUCACUCACUGCUGUUUAUGGAACUGGGGCACUACUGUCAUUGAAAACCUGACAAUGUCAUGGAAUUGAGGAUGAAUCUUACACCAACCCUCAAUUUACCAGGAAUCCUUCAAUGAAUUAGUUUCACAUCAUUAAAUGACCAGAAACGUUCACAUGAACUCCAUUUUAAAAGCUUUUGCAAGUGGUCCAGAUCGGCAAAAGUUUACUGCUGCGAAAUGUUUAUUUUAUUCAAGAUGAACGAAUGUUUUAUUUGUUUUGUAUUUGUCACAUCUUUUCAGAUCUGUAGUUGCUAAUGCCUGUGAUGUGUGUAGGCUAUGUAUGUAGCAGUUUAGAGGACAAACAUUUAGCAGGGACGAACCCUUGGUUAGUCAUAAAGCAGAAUACUGCUCCUCAUAAUGAUAACGAUAAUAGUAAUAAAAGGCAUUUAUAUAGCGCCCUCUAUCUAGACAGUUCUAUUACGAGGCACACAAGAAAAAUAGAAAGAAGUACCAACUGUAGCUGCUUCUGACUCUGCCAGAGACUGUAAAGGUGACGUAGGCUAUGGGCUACAUGUACCUAUUUGGAAUCUGUUUGGCAAAACAGCUUCAGUACCUAAACUAGGAUGAUUUUAGAUAAUGCUGCUGGAUUGACCAUCAUCAUGCACUAGGACAUGCACAGAGCUAGAGCUAUUUUAUUCAAGUGAAUUAAAUGCCUGACUGUCGUAAAUUCUGACCUGCGUGUACCCUUUGGACAGUUUUUGCUAUUUUCUAACAAUUUGCAUUAAAGGAUGCCCAGUAGAAUGCAAAAAAAGAAAUCAUUGCAGCUUGGAUGAGCACAUGUUUUUAUUUUUAUUCCAUAAUUUUCAGUGCUAUUGAGAUUAUGAGCAUGUUUUAUGAUAAUAAUUUCAGGGGAUGAAUUUAAUUUAUUUUUCAAUUCAGUAUCUAUUAUUGCAUGCCACAAACAACAAGUUAAUUAAAUUUCAAGGUUUAUUAAAACAUGACAUCAAAGCUGCAUAGCUGAAUUGCUAUAAAUAUAGGUCAUAUACAAUUAUGAAACAUGCAUGAUAAACAUCUGUAGAAUUACAAUCAAUACAAUUUGGUGUAUUUACAUUUAAAUGUAUAUCAGAAUUGAUAUCAAACAAUAUUCAUUGAUGUCAAGUUUACAAUUUGUAAAAAAUAUUUGAAAUGAUACAACAAAAAACAAGUUUAAAUUGUGUAUUCUCCUGGAUGGCUUGAAAUAAGUACUGGCUGGAGAGUUGUCCAGGGAGUAGGGUGCACACUGAGAGUUCAGAAUGACUUGAUACCAAUAAUACGCUGCAAAACACCUGAGUUUAUUAUAUACACUUUUUUUUGCCUUUUGGUAAAAUUCUGCUGAUAUAAUCACUAUUUCUAUGUCAUCUAUGUUUUACAAACCAAGGAAAACAUGGCAGAAAUGUUCCAGUAAAAUGAAUUUCCAUUUUUGUUAAAGUUGGUUUAGGUUUGGCCAUUUUCUGGGUCUGGAUGAUAUUGCUCAUUUUUUCUGCUUUCCUCUCAAUUCUUGAUCAUUGCACAAUGUACAUGUAUUCUGUCACAGAUCUUUGUAUUUUUGUAAAUAAAUUGUAAAAAAUUUUCAUAUGCAAUGCAGGUUAACAAUAGUCUUUCAUCCUAAAUAUUGGUUUUCAAAGCUUGAAAUGUUAAUGACAAUUAGCUGCUGGUCUUGUGUACUGUGUGAACAUUGAUUCGUUUGAGUUCUGGUCAUAAUGAUUUUUGUUUUAAU
Molecule: messenger RNA, 3612 nt
Organism: Strongylocentrotus purpuratus (purple sea urchin)
Lineage: Eukaryota; Metazoa; Echinodermata; Echinoidea; Camarodonta; Strongylocentrotidae
Gene: cstf1
Product: cleavage stimulation factor subunit 1
Biological process (GO): mRNA 3'-end processing
Cellular component (GO): mRNA cleavage stimulating factor complex
Molecular function (GO): protein binding; RNA binding
Source: RefSeq, a predicted model, not a curated record